Messenger RNA from Camellia sinensis, 798 nucleotides. Its product is annotated as putative xyloglucan endotransglucosylase/hydrolase protein 8. Lineage: Eukaryota; Viridiplantae; Streptophyta; Magnoliopsida; Ericales; Theaceae. Gene Ontology annotation, biological process: carbohydrate metabolic process. Gene Ontology annotation, molecular function: hydrolase activity, hydrolyzing O-glycosyl compounds. The record is from RefSeq and is a predicted model, not a curated record.
CUCUUUCUCUCUCUCUCUCUCUCUCUCUCCCUCUCUCUCUCUCCCCCUCUCGUUUAUCUCUGCACCGAUCUCGUUCAUCUCUGCACCGAUCACUCUCUCACUCUCUCGUUGUUCAUCUCAUCGAUUCGCACCGAUCAUCGCACCGCCGAUCUACUCACAGGUUAUGGGUUUCAAACAAAGCAGAGAUACAGAUUUGGGUGGUUCAGCAUGAAGCUCAAGAUGGUGGGAGGUGACUCUGCUGGUGUUGUGGCAGCUUAUUAUAUGUGCUCGGAGAACGGGGCGGGGCCGACGAGAGAUGAGUUGGAUAUUGAGUUUUUGGGGAACAGAACAGGGCAGCCGUACCUCAUUCAGACCAACGUUUACAAGAAUGGAACUGGAAACCAAGAGAUGAGGCACCAGCUUUGGUUUGAUCCCACUGAGGACUUUCACUCCUAUUCUAUCCUCUGGAAUUCUCACCAGAUUCUGGAAAGCUUUGGUUUCUCCAAUUGAGAGAUAUGCAGUUGUUCCUGAUGACAACGUCAAAAGGAUAAAUUUUGCCGAGGGGAAGAUCUGAUUCUAGAAGUAAGGAAUUUUGAGCUUGAUUUUUGAAAUAGGCUCAAAAUUGAGAUCUUGUUGGAAAUUUUUUAAUUUUUGUAAAAGCAUUUAAAUAUCCAAUGUGCUGAUUGGUGAAUUUUAGAUUUUAUUUUAUUAUUUUUUUUUUUUUAGGAUUUGGGUGAAUUUUAUAAUUUAAAUAUGCUUUUAUGAAUAUGUACAGUUUAAUAGUUCUUUGUAAAAUAUUGAAUUUGAUGGUUUGAUCAA